Messenger RNA from Armigeres subalbatus, 2184 nucleotides. RefSeq lists its product as uncharacterized. Bases 202 to 1806 code for a protein of 534 amino acids. NCBI's taxonomy places the organism in Eukaryota, Metazoa, Arthropoda, Insecta, Diptera, Culicidae. The record is from RefSeq and is a predicted model, not a curated record. The transcript is spliced from 2 exons.
UCGAGUAAAAAAAUCAAAUUCCUUGAAGCAAUGCUUAGUUCGUUCGUCGGCCUCUUCUGUCGUCGAACAGAGCAAAAAUCACACCGAUAAGAUUAGACAAUCGCCAAAAAUCGCACCCGAUUUUAUCGUAGAUUUAAGAAUCGCUCGCAGUCAGUUAUCUUUCCACAGUCUAGCGUCGAUAUCCAUACGGUGGCAAACACAAUGGCGGACCCAACGCAACCCAAACCCAUCUCUGCGAUGGUUACCUCUGAGGUGCAUCCUCCGGAGUGGGAAUCUCCAGAUGCUACUAGCGGAUCGUUUACGCUGAACCACGAAGCCACCAAUACCGAGGAUGGUGCCAUUUCCGGUCAUGGAUCGUUUGUGGUAAAAGAAGAAGAACCAGUUAUUGUGAAUAGAUCGUUUGUGCUGAAAGAAGAUGUUCCAAUCGUGUCCACUGAAGCAGGCGACGGAUCUUUUGUGCUGAGGGAAGAUGUACCGAUUGUGUCAACUAACGGUGGUGAUGGAUCGUUUGUUCUACGGGAAGAUGUUCCGAUCGUUUCGACAGAUGGAGAUGGAUCGUUUGUGCUGACUGAAGCAGUUCCCAUUAUAGACAACGCCCCGAUAGAGUUUCCUGCGUUUAUUGAAGAAGCAAUAGCUAGCAUUGCUCCUCAGGAAGGUUUCACUCCGGGCGAGUUUGGCAUCACGAUCGAGCGGCUCGCCGAAUGCGAAGGAUUGAUUGGUGAGCUCCAUAAAGCCUCCAUUGUGGAAGGAGAGCGGCAGUUGGACGUUCUCUGUAAGAUUCCUCCAUUGGACCCAUUACGGAGGCAGCAAUUCAACUCAAUUGCCCUAUUCGACAGAGAGGUUAAUGUGUAUGCUAACCUGAUACCGGUUAUGCAGGAAUUUCAGCGAGAAAUGGGAAUUACCGAAGAACAGAAUAGUGGGUUUUUCAAUGUUCCUAGAAGUUACCUAACGCACUUUGACCCUGAAAGCCAGGAGGCUUUAAUUUUGUUGGAGGACUUACGUAAUAGAGAUUUCAGUAUGUGGAACAAGUUGGAACCGAUUAAUUAUGAACACGCCAAGUUGUUAUUGAUUCAAUUGGGCCGUUUCCAUGCACUUUCAUUGGUAAUGAAAUCACAGCGUCCAGAUCUGUUUGAGCCGUUCAAGGUGCCAGAUGUAAUGGUUCCAACUAUGGAAGAAAAUGGACAAUUAGUUAGUAUGUUUACUACUGCCUUAGACGCGGCCAUUUCCAUACUGGAUCCUUCCGAGGAAAAAGCAACUUUCAAGAUGGAAGCUCUGCGGAACGAUUUCUUUACUACGUUGCAAAACUGUGUAGAUCCUGAACGAGCGGAACCAUUUGCUGUUCUGAACCACGGCGAUUGCUGGGUCAACAAUCUUAUGUACAGAUAUCAGGACGGAGCUCCGCGCGAGGUCGUUCUUUUGGAUUGGCAGUUGGUUCGCUACGGGUCUCCAGUCCUCGACUUACUGUACUUCUUGUUCUGUUGCACGGAUGAGUCGUUGCGCGAGCGACAUUUCGACGAACUGGUCCGCAUCUACUACACCGCCUUGAAGGACCUUGUGGAGAUUCUGGGCAGCGAUAUAAUGGACGUGUUCCCCUUGACCGCCUUGCUGCGGCAGUUGAAGAGUUUCGGAAAAUUUGCCGUUAUUAUGGCUGCGCUGGACAUUCCGGUUCUGUGCACCGAUCCAGCCAACAUUCAGAAUCACGGUGAUGCCGCCGCUGCGUUUUCCGCUUCGCCUGAGGCUCAACGGCGCUACCGUAAUCGCAUGGGAGGCGUAAUUAGGGACGCCAUUAAGUACGGAUACUUGUAAGAGAAAAAAAAAUCGAUAAUGUAUGACACCAACGAGAGUUUUAAGGAGAUUUGUUUUAUCUCUGCCUCAGUCUAAUCCCAAUGGAAUCAUACCAUGGGCACGAGCUGUAUCCGAAUGUUUCGAAAUGAUUCGCUGUUUUGCUGGUAUAUUAUCGUUAUGUCAGACAGACGUUUUUAUUUAAUUCGCGCCGGUUAUCUGAAGUCUAUGUUAUUUAAGUCCCAAAGCCUGUGCGAAUCAUGUGGAUAAAAAAACAGUUCAUAGUGAAGAGAGAAUGUGUUAAAAAUUUAAAAACAACUGAAAAUAUACUAAAAAAAUACUUUUAUAAGAUAAUUUUGAAUAAUAUCCAAAAGAAUAAACAUGCCGAUUUCUUAAACUAAA